This is a messenger RNA of Acanthaster planci (crown-of-thorns starfish), 3323 nucleotides long. RefSeq names its product retinol dehydrogenase 8-like. Gene Ontology annotation, cellular component: cytosol. The record is from RefSeq and is a predicted model, not a curated record. Gene Ontology annotation, molecular function: oxidoreductase activity. NCBI's taxonomy places the organism in Eukaryota, Metazoa, Echinodermata, Asteroidea, Valvatida, Acanthasteridae.
AGCUUUUAUUGCUACCAUCGCGUGGGUUAUUUUGCACAAUGUUCGAAAAAGGCACCCUGGGAAGGAAACAGGAACAAGCAUUGUCAUUUUCCUUCCUAUAAUCGAGCAAAUGCAUACGUGUGGUUCAAACGGUCAAGUGACUGUUAUGCUGAAAUCACAUCAUACGAGUCUACAAGGCACAUACCGCAAAAUUCUAGUACAAGUGUAAAAACGAUUGCUCCGUGUGAAACAAGCAACAAAAUGGCGCCGAAAGUCGUACUGAUCACUGGCUGCUCAUCUGGAAUCGGCCUAGCCACGGCUGUGUGUCUAGCCAAAGAAAAGCAACAUGAAUUCAAGGUAUAUGCCACAAUGAGGAACUUGGGGUCAAAGGGCAGCUUGGAGACAGCAGCCGGGGACACCCUGGAUAAGAAUCUCUUCAUCCGGAAACUAGACGUGACUAAGGAGGACACCAUCUCGUCUGUGGUAGACGAGAUUGUACGCGAAAAUGGGAGAAUUGACGUUCUAAUAAACAAUGCUGGGUGCGGCGGUGUAGACGGAAAUGACCAGUGGCCUCUUGAGAGGUGUCAGGCCAUGAUGGAUACCAACUACUGGGGCGUGGUGAGAACCACCAGGGCGGUGUUACCAGCGAUGAAGAAACAGAAGUCAGGCCGAAUACUGAAUGUGAGCAGCCUCUACGGUGUCUUGGGUGGCCCCUUUUACGCCACGUAUGUCUCCAGCAAAUUCGCCGUCGAAGGGUUUACUGAAUCUUUCGCUCCAGUGUUGCGAGACGCUUACAAUAUCAGGAUGAGUAUUAUCCAGCCGGGUCCGGUCAGAACCGAAAUGUUGGCUAACUUCCAGAAAGACCGAGAAGAGUCCGUAAAGGAUUUCGACAGCGCCACGCGAGAAAUGUACCUGGUACAAAAGAAGAAGAUGAAAUCCCUUGUGGAACAGUUGGAUCAAACCGCCGACGACAUCGCAAAGCUACACCUGGAGGUGAUACUCAGCGAGAAUCCGCACCUGCGGUACCAGACCAGUGAAGCUGGUACUCAGAUUGUUGCUACUAAACUUAAGGAUCCUACCACUGACGCUCUGCUGGAUAUGCUGAAGCAGUAAGAUGCACUUUACCGAGGCAAACACUGCCCUACAGAUCCUUUGCAUGCACAGCGAUCUUUAUUUUUACUGAUGGUUUAUGAUGUAUUUCUGAUUUUAAUGUGCCUUGGAAUGUAAAAAGCCUCGGGGAUUUACAUUAACUCUUCGGUGUGAAACCUUUCUUAUCCUAACACCAAAUUAAACCAGAACAUUUCUCGUCUGGUCUAGCCAUUGCAAAGAACAUUUGAACGCUUUCCACAUCUUUAGUAAUACCUGUCACUGUUGAUAACAGAACGUUUGAUUGUUCUACAGUUAACUGCACAAAAUUGAGUCAGACGAUCAACAUUGACUUGAUGGACUCAGAAAUUGCAGUUUUGACAUUGAAUUAUUUCAACGUCAGGCACAGUGAGAUACGGUUUAACAUCGUUUGAGACGUUCUACCAAUAAAUUUUUUUUUUGCGUUUUUCAAUUUACCGAGUUAAUAUUUUCUGUUAUGUUCGGUGGCGAUUUCAGAUUUUCAUUUCAAGUGGAGGACUCAUUUGCAUUUUUAUUAAAUCACUCCAGUGACGUCACCCUCUUCAGAAAGGUGUCGACUAUUCAUAAUAGAAUAUACUGUAAAUUGCGCAAAAACUAAAACUUUGACUUUUUGACUCAUAAUGGACUCGAUAGACAAAAAAUUGCAAUUGUGGAAUUUAAGUCAAGCACAAUGAGAAACGCUCUAAACAUUUUGAUACGUACAUGUAUUCCGACUUUAUUUGCAUUUCAGUAUUUGUCGUCAUUUUUACUUAUUUAUAUGUUAAUUAUGCGUAAUGUACAAUUUUUAUGAUCUGUCUCUGUGCUUUGUUUUAAAAAUUCGCAUUUGGCUAUUUUACUUUCAGUAUAACCCCAGUUUCAACCUUUUCUCAGUUUUCAAAAUAAAUACAUGUAAUUUUUAAAAGAGAAAUAACGAUGACUGUUCAAGUGGUCUUCAUUUGUAAAGACAGUGCGAACCUGUGGUUCUCAAAUUAGCCGCUUGUUAACCUGCUUGGUGGUCGUGUUAACGUCCCCUAUUCCGUCCAGUCAUAUCUGUAGCAGUGGGUAAAUGGAGUCUGGCAUGUUUCCACUGCGGACUUUUAUAUACAAAUCCAUUUCCCCUCAGAGCGAGACAGUGUAUGCGCCCUCCAGCGAUGCACUGACGGUGCCGACUGCGUGUCCGUGUGUGCGACUUAAAUUCAGUACAUGCACACUGUACGUGCAUUAAAAAAAAGAAAGAAAAGAAUAGUUUUGACCCGAGCGGAGGAGUUGUACAAUGGCUUGAGCCUCAGGGGUCAAGCUCUUACGUGCACGCAGAUGUACAAAGCUAACCAACUCAGGGCAGUAGAUCGAAUCAUCUCAGGGCUCAAAUCACUAGUGAACAAGUUUUUGUUCUCUAAUACAAAUUACAAUGGGCACUAGUGGAGUGAGGGACGUGGUUUCAUUUAAGGAGAAACGGCUCAAAGAGUGGAGAUUCUUUGUCUCAAAGGGCGAAGACUCGAAUCUCCACUUUUUCGUCGUUUCUCCUUAACAUAAUUUCCUUGCACCGUUCUUGGAUGUCGUUAUACUAAAAUAUCAAGAUUAAAAACGAUUUUCCAAUGUUUCACAGAGAUUUAGUUUCUGACCUACUGUCGUGUAUCUGCAUAUCGCAGUGCUGUCAAGGACAUAUAGUCUACGUUUCUUAACACAGUUACCAUCUCAGCAGUUCCGCGGUGUCAUGUGUACAUUUUGCACUGCUUACAUUUGUUUUGCACAUAAAAUAUAAUUUUUCUGGUAAGCUAUAUGCUACGUUGGAAGGAAACAUUCAUACAACUGUUUUGUCGUAGUAUCAAGUACAAAAUUAGUGAAUAUCAACGUCUUGGCCCGGCUCUUUUUAAAAAUUACUCUAGACGAUGUUCUCCUACAUGUCCUAUGAAAUAUUAUUUGAUGUAUUUGUACAGAGAAGAAUUUUAGCAACGGUGUUCGACAGUUGGCAGGUAGAACUCCAAUGAUAAACUGCACAAAACUAUAAUGGAUGACCUCUGAAAUAUUAUUUGGGUUCUGCAGUGAUCACUGUCUUCACUAAAUAUACGGAAAAAUGCAAACUUUUGUCGACUUAUCCACUCCUCAAAUGGUAUCCAAUAUAUUGCUCCUGGGUGUCUUCUUCUUUCACGGGUUAGGCUACCUGCCGUCAAGUCUCUUUUUAAUUCCAUGGUCCUCAUUUCAGCCCUGUUGUGUUUUUUUUUUUUUGGUUCCUGACUGAA